Centrocercus urophasianus (Greater sage-grouse) is the source of this 2043-nucleotide messenger RNA. RefSeq lists its product as uncharacterized. The transcript has 5 exons. Bases 437 to 1111 code for a protein of 224 amino acids. NCBI's taxonomy places the organism in Eukaryota, Metazoa, Chordata, Aves, Galliformes, Phasianidae. The record is from RefSeq and is a predicted model, not a curated record.
GAGACGGUUGUCGGCCGGCAGCAGUCUGUCCCCUCUCGGUCUCCUGCCUGCCCGUGCGGUGCGGAAGCUCGCGGGGCGGGAGUGGCUCUGCGGGUGCGGCCACGGCUGAGAGCGACCAGCGGGGAUAAACAGCGCUUGACAGCAGCGAUUAACCAACAGCAGACGUCAUCUUAUCACAAAGAAGCGGGGUCAGGGCGUUGGACUCGAUGGUCUCUGGAGGUCCCUUCCAACCCCUACAGUUCUGUGAUGUCUCGGUGCUCUCGCCGUAUUGAUGUGUCUCGGGUAGUUGGUUAACUUCUCAAUUACAAGCCUUUCCUUGCUGCUACGUGCAAAAAUGCACUGAAGGCAUUAAUACCAUGGACGUUUUUUGAUUUAGAAGAUUUCAUUAGAAGAUUUCUUGCAUUUUGAGAUAAAUUAGAACACUUCUGAGAGGUUGAUGAAGAACAGGAACAAGAUGGCAUCUAUGCUUCAAAAUGUCAGGGCAACAAUGGACUGGCAGAGACACCUGCUUUUAGCUGACUUUGAGAAUGAGAGCCCUGUACCAGACAAAUACAAGAGGAAAACUUCUCUCAGUUCUCUUAAUACUAUCGGCAUGUCUCUAAGAAAGCGAAUACCGUUAAAGCAAGUAGAGCUGAAUUUCCAUGAGACACCACUUUGGGAAAACAUGGAAGCAAGAAAGAAAAGCCAAGUGCUCCAAAGUAUUACAAAAACAGCAAGAAAUGCUUUUGGAACAGUGUCACAGAAAAUACGGAAGACUUGCCAAAGGCCAAUACAUUCAACUGUGACCUUUCCAGCUGAAGACGCCGGCAGCAGCUCCGCAACCAGUUUUUCCAAGAAAAGAAGAACAGUACAAACACCUUGCCUUACUAUAAACAGUGUUACUUCAGCAGCUAGUUCUACGUGCACUCCAAGGUCCAGCAGAAGAUGCUUGCUUUGGCCAACAAGGUUGUCAGAACAUACAAAAUUGACGGGUUUCCCAUCUUGGCGUGGUGAAGAUGCUGUCCCACUCGAGAUCAAGGAGAGCAUCAACAGCACUGAAGAGCCUCUGUUCAUCACCUACUCCUGCCAGCAGAAGAAUGCACCAUGCAAUAUCAAACUACUGCUAUUCUAAUGGCAUGAAGUUUGCAGCCUGUGCAUCAAUCUUGGGAACUUCCUCAGGCUGUCAGAAGGCAAGGAAAGAAACUCCGUUCAGCAACUGGUGCCUGGACAGAGAUGGCUGUAAACACCGUUAGUUUAUGAAUAUAUAUAAAGGAAAACUUCAUUUGAGAUAUGAGACUAUACCUUAUACUGUGCAUAGAACUGUGUGCUUUAAAAAACAAUUACAUUUUAUAAUAUUUUUGGCAGAGCAGCCUAAAACUACUCUUCCCUUGCUUUUGCUGUUCAAGCCAACUAGAGAAAUAAAUCUGAACCACAGUGCACUACCUGUCUUCUGCUGAGACAACGGACUGUCUUCAAUGGGGCUGUCACAACUGUCAUAAAGCACUAAGUAGGAAUGGUCAAAGCAAGGGCAGAGAUCUACAAAUGAUGAUCAUAGGAAAGAGUAAUAUUCAGAUCCUCCUAUGUAUUAUGAAAGCACUGAUCUGUUAUUUUCAAAGCUUAACAAUUUAUCUUAUUUUUUCUAAUACUAACAAAUCAAAAGCUAACUUUACAUGUUAAAAAAUGUUUUAAAGUUUAAAAUGUUAACUAUAAUGCUUAAAUGAUUGCUACUUGAGUUUUGACCGCAACUGCCAUUCCAAGUCAGCAGGUUUCUGUACUCAUUUCCAAGUCACAGCAGUGGAGCCAUGUUAGGACUCCAACUCACAGCCCAAGGAUUGCUGUUAAGUAAGUGAGCCCAAGUAGUUCUACCCUAAAUCAUAGCAACUUAGUUUUUUGCUCCUAUUUUAAAUACCAUAAUGGCAGCAGAGUUAAACGUUGCUUUUGUACAACACCAUCUGUCAUUUAGUUAUAUGCAGAAAUUGCUUAUCAGUUAAUAUACAUAAGUUGCUCUGAAAGUAAUGCCUUAUAUUUAUUUCCAUAAAUAUUCAGCAAGUGCUGAUGAAUGUC